Fusarium poae is the source of this 504-nucleotide messenger RNA. RefSeq lists its product as uncharacterized. The record is from RefSeq and is a predicted model, not a curated record. NCBI's taxonomy places the organism in Eukaryota, Fungi, Ascomycota, Sordariomycetes, Hypocreales, Nectriaceae. Gene Ontology annotation, biological process: transmembrane transport; nucleobase transport. The transcript is spliced from 3 exons. Gene Ontology annotation, molecular function: nucleobase transmembrane transporter activity. The coding region runs from base 1 to 504 and encodes 167 amino acids. Gene Ontology annotation, cellular component: plasma membrane.
AUGCUCAUGGAAGGUGAUCGUUAUACAUCUGCAAAUCGCGCGGGAUGUGCCUUGAUCGCAUUCACUUAUGUCUACUCAACUGUGUUCUCCGCUAUCUUUGAGAACUCUAUCCCUGCUGGUAAUGAUAUAGCAGCCCUGAUGCCCAAAUGCAUCACAGUGAAACGUGGUUUCUUCAUCUGCGCAGUUGUUUCGUACGCAAUCUGCCCGUGGUACUUGCUCUCGUCUACAGCCGUCUUCAUCAACUUCCUGAGCUCGUACCAGAUCUUCCUCAGUGCUAUCACGGGUAUCCUAAUCUGCGACUACUAUCUACUCAGACGCGGCCUUUUCGAUAUCCCCAUGCUUUACUCGGGGCACAAAGCUUCUACUUACCACUUCUUUCACGGCUUCAAUCUGAGAGCGUUUGCAGUUUACCUCAUUGCCGUCGCACCCAACUUCUACGGCUUCCUUUACCAGAUGGGCGUCAGUGCACCAUUGGGGAUCCAAAGAUUCUACUACGUUGCGUGA